Molecule: messenger RNA, 3696 nt
Organism: Mercurialis annua (annual mercury)
Lineage: Eukaryota; Viridiplantae; Streptophyta; Magnoliopsida; Malpighiales; Euphorbiaceae
Product: disease resistance protein RUN1-like
Exons: 5
Coding region: 79-3531 (1150 amino acids)
Biological process (GO): signal transduction; defense response
Molecular function (GO): protein binding; ADP binding
Source: RefSeq, a predicted model, not a curated record
CUUUAUUCCUUAUUCUUAUUUAUUUUGCAAAAAUUCUCAUUUUUAUUUUAUAACACAAAAAUCAUAGUAUUAUUUUCGAUGGAGUUUAGCAAUAAUAACGGUUGGAAAUACGACGUUUUUGUAAGUUUUAGAGGCGAAGAUACUCGGAAAAAUUUCACUAGCCAUCUAUAUAGCGCAUUAGGUCAAAAAGGAAUUAUAACAUUUAAAGAUGAUAAACAACUGGAGAGGGGCAAAACUAUUUCUCAAGAAUUGCUUAAAGCAAUCAAAGAAUCGAAAAUUUUGAUAAUAAUUUUCUCGAGAAACUAUGCAUUUUCUAGUUGGUGUUUGGAUGAGCUUGUGGAAAUUUAUGAGUGCUUGAAAUUAGAAAAAGGACAGAUGGCAAUGCCUAUUUUCUACAAUGUGAGUCCUGAUGAUGUGACACUACAAACUGGAAAUUAUGGACAAGCUUUUGAUGAGCAUCAGAAACGUUUCGAUAUUAUUAAUGAUAAUAAGGUCCAACGUUGGAGAGUUGCUAUGACUGAAUUAGCUACCAUUUCUGGUUGGGAUUUGCAAGAUAGGGAUGAAUCGGAGCUUAUUGAAGAAAUUGUUAAGGACGUCCUAGGAAAAUUAAGAAAAUCGAGUUUAUUGUCGAGUACUAUGAAGGAUUUUGUCGGAAUGAAUCCGCGGUUGGUGGAAAUGAGCAUGAAACUAGACAUGGGGCGGUUGAAUGAUGUUCUCUUUAUAGGAAUAAGUGGGAUGGGCGGCAUAGGCAAGACGACCAUUGCUAGAGCUGUGUAUGAAGAAUUAUCUUCUCAAUUUGAGGGUAGUAGCUUUCUUGCUAAUGUUAGAGAAGUUACGGAGAAACGUGGUUUAGUUCCUUUACAGCAGCAACUUCUUUCUGAAGUUUUAAUGGAUAGAAAUACAGUUGUUUGGGAUGUUCAUAGCGGAACAAAUGAGAUCAUUAACCGGGUGUGUAAGAAAAGGGUACUUCUCAUUCUUGACGAUGUCAAUCAUUUAGAGCAAUUAAAACUGUUAGCUGGUAGGCAUGAUUGGUUUGGCAAUGGAAGCAGGAUAAUAAUAACAACUAGAAAUGAGCAUUUGUUGAAAUCCCAUGGGGUUGAUAAAAUUUAUAAGGUUCAAGUACUAAAUCAGGAUGAAGCAACUCGUCUCUUUUGUUUGCGAGCCCUUAAGGAUGAGUAUCUUGCAGAUGAUUAUGUGCAGCUCUCCCAUGAGUUUGUGAAUUAUUGCAAUGGUCUUCCCUUAGCUCUCGAUGUUCUUGGUUCAUUUCUGUUUGGUAAAUCUGUAAAUGAGUGGAGAAGUGCAUUGUGUAGAUUGAAAGAAAUACCUAAUCAAGAAAUUAUGGAGAAGCUUUUGAUAAGUUUUGAUGGGUUGGAUGAAGUAGUGAAGAAGAUCUUCCUCGAUAUUGCUUGUUUUUUCAAUGGAGAGGAACACGAUUAUGUGAUGAAAGUGUUGGAAAGUCGUGGUUUCUAUCCACAUCUGGGAAUAAGAGAUCUUGCCGAUAAAUCUCUCAUAACCAUUUCAAAACAGAGGAUAUGGAUGCAUGAUCUACUUCAAGAAAUGGGUCGAGAAAUUGUUCGGCAAGAAUCGCUCGAGGAACCAGGGAAAAGAAGUAGACUGUGGCUUUACAAGGACGUCUAUCACGUUUUUUCAAAUGAUACGGGUACGGAGCAUGUUGAAGGCAUAGUUCUCGAUUCAUGUGGACAAGAAGAUGAAGAAUUGAGUGCUAAAGCUUUCACAAAGAUGAAAAGGCUAAGAUUGCUCAAACUUCGAAAUCUUCACCUUUCUAAAGGCCUUGAAUAUCUUUCAAAUAAGUUGAGUUAUCUCGAAUGGGAUAGAUAUCCCUUCAAAUACUUUCCUUCGACCUUUCAGCCAAAUGAACUUGUUGAGCUCUAUUUACGUUGUAGUAGCCUACAACAAAUGUGGAAGGGAAUCAAACCUUUGAGGAUGUUGAAGGUCAUUGAUCUUAGUUACUCUGUUAAACUACUCAAGACCAUGGAUUUUAAGGAUGUCCCAAACCUUGAAGAGUUGAAUCUUGAGGGUUGCACAAGACUUGUUGAGGUUCACCAAUCGAUUGGAGUUCUCGCAAAACGUAUCAGUUCAUUGAACUUGAAGGAUUGUAGAAGCCUCGUGACUCUUCCAAAUAGUAUAUGUGAUCUGAAGUCUCUUAAAUAUCUUAAUUUGCAUGGCUGCUCAAAACUUGAGAAGUUACCGGAGAGGUUGGGUGAAAUGACAUGUUUGGAGAAGCUCAAUGCGGGGGAAGUUGCUACAAGACAACGGCCAUUUACUAAGCUAUGGGAUUUUCUUCUUCCAUGGCAAGAGAUUUUCAGGCGGAAGAAUCUUAAUCCAAUGGCUGCGGCGUUACCUUCCUUGUUAUCCCUGCGAUCUCUGAGGUCAUUGAAUCUAAGUUACUGCAAUCUAACAGAGGAAGCACUUCCCAGUGAUCUGAGCUGCUUCCCCUUGUUGAAGACAUUUAAUCUGAGUGGGAAUAAUUUUGUCACCAUUCCUUCAAGCAUUAGCCGACUUUCAAAACUUGAAGACUUCCAGUUUUCUGAUUGCAAGAGGCUUCAGUCAUUUCCAAAUCUUCCAUCAAGUAUCUUAUUUCUUAGUAUGGAAGGUUGCAAUGCGUUGGAAACUUUACUUCCUAAAAGUAACAGCAGUCAAUUCGAACUUUUCAACGUCUGCGUUGAUGGCUGCAAGAGGCUUCAGCUAUUGCCAGAUCUUUCAUCAAGUAUUUUGAAAGUAAGCAUUGAAGGUUUUUCUGCGAAUGGAACUAUCCCAAAUCCGUCUGGAACACAUUCUUCAAAACCUUCUAGCUUGACUUUUAUAAAUGUCUUGAAGUCGAUUGAAGUUGAAAGCGAAAAUGUUCCACUGGUUGCAAGAAUGUCCGGUUAUCUACAUUACCUGCUUCGGCACAGGCACAGCUCUCUGGGCUUCUUUAAUCCAAGUACUCAGGUAUCUGUUUGCUUGGCGGGAAGUGAAAUUCCCGGUUGGUUCAACUAUCAGUCACCGGGGAAUACUCUAGAAAUGCAGCUACCUCCAUAUUGGUGGACUAACAAAUGGAUGGGAUUCACAUUUUGUGUAGUUUUCAGAUUCAAUGAGCCUGUAGCUGGUACCUCUACAAUCUUCUGUGAUUUGCACGCGCACAUGGCUGCUGAUCAAGAGUUGUUUCUUGGUCGGACUUCUGUACGAAUCUUGAAAGAAUUGGAUGUUACGUCAGAUCAACUUUGGGUGAACUAUAUACCUCGUAGCUCUUUAACUUGUCUGGAUAAGUGGGAAGAAAGUACUCGGCUUAAGUUGACGUUUUACUCUGAAGAAUUGAGCUUGAAAUAUUGUGGGAUUCGCAAGAUGUAUAGUCGAGAUGCGGAUGAGUUAGUUCUGUGCAGUAAGCCGUUGGCGAACAUGGGAUCGCUGCCCAAUGAUAUAACGAUUAUUGAAAAAAAUAAGAGGGGGCCAGAUGAUGCUAGAGAUGACAUGAUAAAUGAAUUGCCUUCCAAGAAACUGAAAAUGCAGGUUGAUUCAAGAAUGAGCUAAAGCUGCUCCAUUCUGAUCACACGAUGUACUUCUUGUGUAAUAGUAAUAUCGUGUUAAUGACUAUUAUUCAUGUUUCAAGCAUUUAGGUUCUAUAUUACAUUUGAAAGUGUUUAUUAGGUGUAUUUUAAGAGUUCUCUUAGUUUCUCUUAGUGUAUUUUUAAUGUA